AUGGGAAAGAAUCGUCACUAUGAUGCUCUGAGACCCAGUCAGGCGUUUGAGUUCACACGGGACCCGUCUGUCGGUCAGAUAGCUCUGGCUUUCCUCCAGGCCUCCUUCGCCUUCAGCGGCUGGAACUUCCUGAACUACGUCACAGAGGAGGUGGUGGAGCCACGCAAGAACCUGCCCCGGGCUAUCUACAUAUCCAUUCCCCUGGUGACGUUAGUCUACACUCUGACCAACAUUGCAUACUUCUCCUCCAUGACCCCCGAAGAGCUGUUGGCAUCCAACGCCGUGGCCGUGACAUUUGGUGAGAAGUUGCUGGGCGUAUUCUCCUGGGUGAUGCCCAUCUCUGUAGCUCUGUCUACAUUCGGAGGAAUCAACGGCUAUCUCUUCACUUCAUCCAGGUUGUGUUUCUCUGGAGCCAGAGAGGGUCACCUGCCUUACCUGUUGGCCAUGAUCCACCUGAAAAACUGCACCCCUAUUCCCGCUCUGCUAGUCUGUUGCGGAGCCACCAUUGUGAUCCUGUGUAUCGGAGAGACUCACAACCUGAUCAACUAUGUGUCGUUUAUUAACUUCCUGUCCUAUGGAGUGACCAUCGCUGGCCUGCUGUACUAUCGCUGGAAGAGACCCAACCUGCUACGACCCAUCAAGGUGAGUGUGUUGGUCCCUAUCAGUUACCUGGUGUUCUGGGCGGUGCUGCUGGGGUUCAGCCUGUACUCGGAGCCCGUGGUGUGUGGCAUGGGGAUCGUCAUCAUGCUCACCGGGGUACCCGUCUACUUCGUCGGAGUCCACUGGAAGAACAAGCCCAGAUGUGUCUACAGGGUCGUGG
Messenger RNA from Oncorhynchus masou masou (cherry salmon), 820 nucleotides. RefSeq names its product asc-type amino acid transporter 1-like. NCBI's taxonomy places the organism in Eukaryota, Metazoa, Chordata, Actinopteri, Salmoniformes, Salmonidae. Gene Ontology annotation, biological process: amino acid transmembrane transport; D-serine transmembrane transport; D-alanine transmembrane transport. Gene Ontology annotation, cellular component: membrane. Gene Ontology annotation, molecular function: L-amino acid transmembrane transporter activity; neutral L-amino acid transmembrane transporter activity. The annotation marks the transcript as partial. The transcript is spliced from 7 exons. The record is from RefSeq and is a predicted model, not a curated record.